Helianthus annuus (common sunflower) is the source of this 1694-nucleotide messenger RNA. RefSeq names its product protein trichome birefringence-like 34. The record is from RefSeq and is a predicted model, not a curated record. The coding region runs from base 112 to 1497 and encodes 461 amino acids. Gene Ontology annotation, molecular function: O-acetyltransferase activity. Lineage: Eukaryota; Viridiplantae; Streptophyta; Magnoliopsida; Asterales; Asteraceae. Gene Ontology annotation, cellular component: Golgi apparatus. The transcript has 5 exons.
UCGGUAUCUCUGUCACUUCAAAUUGUAGCCUCUCUGCCUAUACAUUUCAACUCCUUAUCCUUUCUUGUUCUAUUCUAUAAAUGAGUCUUUGAGAGAGAGAGAGAGAGAGAGAUGGUGAAGAAGCAAUCUUCAAUGGUAUUGGACAUGAGAACCAUGUUCCAUUGUAGCAUAGUCAUGCUCUUCCUUGGAGGAUUAGCAACUUUAAGCUUUUAUGGAAACUACAAUCAAGAAUUAGUGAGUAGCAAUAUCGAGGUUACUCUAAGUACUACGACUACAACUACAACUAUAACUUCUAAAUCCAACUCAGACACCGCGGAUAUAGAUACGAAUAAUGAAACCAAUACCAAUACUAAUAAAGCUGCACAAGUAUUUGAUCAUCAAAGAAGGCUUAAAAUUGCAUCACCAUCCAUAACGGAAACUUGUGAUUUUUUCUCCGGCCAAUGGGUUUAUGAUAACAAGAGUCAUUACCCUUUGUAUAAAGAAGAUGAGUGUCCUUUUCUACAUGGUGAUUUAGCUUGCCAAACUUAUGGCAGAAAGGAUUCGAAGUAUCAACGGUGGAGAUGGCAACCCCAUGGCUGUGACUUCCCUAGGUUUGAUGGCAAAGCAGUUGUAGAGAGACUAAAGGGUAAAAGGCUAUUGUUCGUUGGGGAUUCGGUAAACCGAAACCAAUGGGAUUCGAUGAUGUGCAUGCUCUAUUCAGCAAUCCCAGGGGAAAAGAAGCUUGGCGUGGGUCUCAACCGUACCUUGUACACCUUUAGGGCCAAUGAUUACAAUAUAUCAGUUGACUACUACUGGGCUCCAAUGCUCGUCGAAUCUAAUGGUGAUGAUCCAUCAAACCAUCGCCUUGACCAUCGAACUAUUCGAGUCAAAUCCAUUGAGAAACAUGCUAGGCAUUGGGUUAAUGCAGAUAUACUUGUCUUUAAUACCUAUCUUUGGUGGAGAUUACCAAUUAUAAAGCUCUUGAAAGGUCCCGGAUCAUUGUUGGGUGGUCCUAAUCAAGUUUACGAUGAAAUCGAUAACGUUCGUGCAUACAAGAUGGUUCUAGAAACAUGGUCCAAAUGGGUACAUACGAAUAUCGACCCUGCAAAGACGAAGAUGUUUUUCAUGGGCCUCACAGCAACUCAUUCAAAUGCUAUGGAUUGGGGAGGCAAGAAGCAACAAACGUGUUACAAAGAGAAAGAGCCAGUGAUGGUUGACGGAUUCUGGGAAAGCGGAACAGAUCCCAAAAUGCUAAGGAUAUUGGAGUCAUCAUUGAGCAAGUUGAAAGCCAAAGGAGUGAAUGUGCAACUACUAAAUAUAACCCAACUAACACAAUACAGAAAAGAUGCACACCCUACGGUCCAUCGGAGAUUAUGGCGUCCCUUAAGCGAGGAGCAAAAAAAGAACCCACAACGUGCUUCAGAUUGUACACAUUGGUGCCUUCCCGGAGUUCCUGAUAUUUGGAAUGAACUUCUCUUAGCUUAUAUUUUUCCGACAACAGAAAGUGCCAGCCAGUAACAUCAUACUUAGCAUAGUUUUUGUUUUGUAUUGCAUAUAACUACGCAAUACAAUAUGAACCUAGCUAUUCAUCUUUUGUAAACCCUUUAAAAUCUUAUUUUUAUGGGUUAUUACCAUUUAGAACAUUUCAACGUGUUAUGUUUUUGUUCAUUUGUGUGUUUAAUACAAUGUUUAUCUGAAGACUAAAGUUCAUAUUU